AAUAACAUGAAAUACUAAUUAAAUUAUGUAUCUUGCUUAUCAUUUCAAUAGGUUAAUGGAACGAAUUAUUUUACCAUCUGUUUUACUUUUCCGUUCAGGCAAUAGUCGGUCAACUGUGAAGUACCGAAGGAGGAGCUUCCGCUGUACUAGCGCUCUCUUCAAAGGUAGGAUUGACCGUACGUAGCCUUUUUAACGGCACAAAAAAAAUGUCUCGUUUGGGGGCUUUGAACCCUUUCCUGCAGGCUCGUGGUCCUCUGAAAGCAUUGCUUCCCAGAGCAGUGAACACAGAAGUGCUGAUGAAGCCUGCUGUGUGCGGCCAUUUUAGAGCACGCCUAGCUCACACAGACAUCAAAAUCCCUGACUUCUCGAACUAUCGGCGUGCUGAAGUGUUGGAUGCUAAAAAGUCUUCUCAGGAGAGCAGCGAUGCUAGACGAGCCUUCUCUUAUCUGGUGACUGGAUCCACUGCUGUGGUGGGUGUCUAUGCUGCAAAAACAGUCGUGACCCAAUUCGUGUCCUCAAUGAGUGCCUCUGCUGAUGUCCUGGCCCUGUCCAAAAUCGAGAUCAAGUUGUCCGACAUCCCAGAGGGGAAAAACAUGACCUUCAAGUGGAGAGGCAAGCCUCUGUUUGUUCGUCACAGAACAGAGAAGGAGAUCGCAGCUGAGCAGAACGUCGAUCUGUCAGAGCUCCGGGACCCUGAGCAUGACAGAGACCGUGUAACCAACCCCACCUGGGUCAUCGUCAUUGGUGUCUGUACUCAUCUCGGCUGUGUCCCAAUUGCAAAUGCCGGUGAUUAUGGUGGGUACUACUGCCCCUGCCACGGGUCACAUUACGAUGCUUCAGGAAGAAUCAGAAAAGGACCCGCACCUCUCAACUUGGAGGUGCCUUUUUAUGAGUUUCCUGAUGAGGAUACUGUAAUUGUUGGAUAAACAAUGGACAUUUUCUCUGUAUGCUUUUAAUGUCUGGCCAAAUUGAAAUAUUAAUAAAUAUAUAUUUUAAAGCAGCCAACAUCCAUUUCUGAGGCUUUUGAUUAGGCAUGCAAAUCUUGGUUACAAAUGAACACAAGCAUUGUAUCAGACCAAAAACAAUUAAAUUAAAUAUAUUUUUUAAAUGCAUUGAUUCAACAAUAUCAUUCACAUGUUCUAUAAUGCACAAUCUUCCUAAGUGUUCUGCAAAUAUGACAUGUCAUGUCAGGAUAUUAUUGCAAAGAAUGUACAGUGCUUGAUGCAGAUGAAAGCUUGUUUCUGCCAGGGAAUAAAAAAAAAAUAUAAAGUAA
Molecule: messenger RNA, 1273 nt
Organism: Carassius auratus (goldfish)
Lineage: Eukaryota; Metazoa; Chordata; Actinopteri; Cypriniformes; Cyprinidae
Product: cytochrome b-c1 complex subunit Rieske, mitochondrial-like
Exons: 2
Coding region: 207-926 (239 amino acids)
Cellular component (GO): membrane
Molecular function (GO): 2 iron, 2 sulfur cluster binding; quinol-cytochrome-c reductase activity
Source: RefSeq, a predicted model, not a curated record